Alosa alosa (allis shad) is the source of this 6312-nucleotide messenger RNA. RefSeq names its product oxysterol binding protein-like 6 (gene osbpl6). Gene Ontology annotation, molecular function: cholesterol binding. NCBI's taxonomy places the organism in Eukaryota, Metazoa, Chordata, Actinopteri, Clupeiformes, Clupeidae. Bases 426 to 3161 code for a protein of 911 amino acids. The record is from RefSeq and is a predicted model, not a curated record. Gene Ontology annotation, cellular component: intracellular membrane-bounded organelle; perinuclear endoplasmic reticulum; cytosol. The transcript is spliced from 22 exons.
CCACUCCAGUCUUUAUUUCGCUCCUGAAGUCAUCCUUGCUGCAGGGAGGAGCGUCGCCAAGCAUCCGUCUACCUGCGUUCAAAUUCAACCAUACCCAGCACUUUUUCGACUUUAUGCCGUUCUUCUAAGGACUUUAUUGUGUUCUUAAGGACAACAAUGUUUUUCGACAAGGACGGUCAAGGCAAAACUCCUAUACUCUAAUAGAAGAAAACGGCUUAUUGCAUAUAUUGGCAAGUCAAGAGCAUCGUUUCCUGCGCCAAGAAGAGGCAAGACAUGGUCAAUCCAGCAAACCGUUGGUGAGGGGAAAAUUUGCCGUGUGGGCCCGUCCUGCAGCGUCUUUCACUACCCGUGUGGAAGGGAGAAUGCUCGUCACUCGCCACACUUGUGCCUGGAGCCGCUGACGAAGGAACUGACCGCUGGAAGCCAUGUCCCACCACCACCACCACCACCCGAGGGGUCAGCAGGGCCGCGCCAUGAGCGCCGAGGAGCGAUGCGCCACGCCAGUCCACAAGACCUCCACGCCCACGCACAAGAGCGCCUCCUCCUCGUCCUCCUCGCAGAGGGACAGCCGGCAGGAAGCCGAUAGCUGGGAAAUUAUAGAAGGACUGAAAAUAGGGCAGACAAGCGUCCAGCGCCCCGACAAGCAUGAAGGCUUCAUGCUGAAGAAGAGAAAAUGGCCGCUGAAAGGCUGGCACAAGCGUUUUUUCGUUCUGGACAAUGGCAUCCUGAAGUACUCCAAGUCCCCCAUCGAUAUUCAGAAAGGCAAACUGCACGGCAGUAUUGAUGUGGGGCUGUCAGUGAUGUCCGUUAAGAAGAGAGCCCGCCGCAUCGACCUGGACACAGAGGAGCACAUCUACCAUCUGAAGGUGAAGUCUCAGGAUGUGUUUGACGCCUGGAUGUCCAAGCUGCGUCACCACCGGCUCUACCGACAGAAUGAGAUCGUGCGGUCCCCGCGGGACGCAAGCAUCCGCACCUUCCCUCCCCCCACCGCCAACCUGGAGUCCCCCCAGGCUGCCCCGGCCCCCGUGCACGAGGUCAAGCCCAAGCCCAGCACCUUGCCAUGGCAGCCAACUGUGACCAGCACCAGUCUGCCGGCCUCCUACAGCAAUGGCCAGAGCAAGGUGGCCGCCUGGCUACAGGAGUCCGAGGAGAUGGACAAGUGUGCAGAGGAGCUCGCACGCUGCCAGUCCAGCCUCAUUGAGCUCAGCAGGCUGCUGCAGAGUCUGGAGAUCCUGCAGAGGACCCAGUCUGCCCCCAACUUCACAGACAUGCAGACCAAUUGUGUAGAUAUAUCAAAGAAAGACAAGCGAGUGAGCAGAAGAUGGAGAACAAAAAGUGUCAGCAAAGAUGCAAAAAUGCAACUGCAGGUCCCUAUCAGUGCCAGCAUGUCCCCAGUGCGGCUGCACUCGUCCAACCCCAACCUGUGCGCUGAGCUGGGGGACUACCAGAACCCCGUGGCCCAUCUGACCGACAGCAUGGAGGGGGCCGGAGACUACAUCAAACUGCAGGAGGACUUCUGCCUCAUUGCCCAGAAAGUGCACUCCCUGCUGAAGUCGGCCUUCAACACAGUGGCCAUUGAGAAGGAGAAGAUCAAGCAGGCGCUGUCGGAGCAGGAGCAGGCUGGCCAGUCCACACAGAUCGUCACCCUCAGGCGCUCUUUAUCACAGGCUCUGUCCCAAAAUGCUGAGCUUCGGACCCGUCUGAACCGCAUCCAUUCUGAGUCGGUGCUCUCUGAUCAAGUGGUCAGUGUCAACAUCAUCCCCAGCCCUGAUGAGGCCGAGCAGAUCGUCGUGGGAAUCCCGCUCACGCAGCAAACCUCCAAUGAGAGCCGGCUGUCCAUGUCUGAGUCGGUGUCGGAGUUCUUUGACGCCCAGGAAGUGCUUCUGUCAGCGAGCUCUUCGGAAAAUGAGGCAUCAGACGAUGAGUCAUACGUCAGCGAUGUGAGCGAUAACAUUUCCGAGGACAACGCCAGCGUCAAUGACAACGUCUCCCGACAAAUUGCCAACGGUGACCUGGCCGGCGGGGCCUUCCGUAAUGGACGCCGCUCGUGCCUGCCCGCGCCCUCCCCGGACACCAGCAACAUCAACCUCUGGAACAUCCUGCGCAACAACAUCGGCAAAGACCUGUCCAAGGUGUCCAUGCCGGUGGAGCUGAACGAGCCGCUCAACACUCUGCAGCACAUGUGCGAGGAGCUGGAGUACACCGAACUGCUGGACAAGGCCGCCGACACCGAGGACCCCUAUGAACGCAUGGUCCUAGUUGCUGCGUUUGCAAUCUCAGGAUAUUCAUCCACGUACUACAGAGCGGGAAGCAAGCCAUUCAACCCUUUACUUGGAGAGACGUACGAAUGUAUCCGGGAGGACAAGGGCUUUUGCUUUUUCUCGGAACAGGUGAGUAGAAUUGUGAUGUUGUCUCCAUGUUUUAUUAUCAUAGAUGUCAGAUGGAAAAAUAAGUUUUGGGGGAAAUCGAUGGAAAUCCUUCCCAUUGGGACCGUUAACGUCAUGCUUCCAAGCUAUGGAGACCACUACGAGUGGAACAAAGUCACCACCUGUGUGCACAACAUCCUGAGUGGGAGGCGGUGGAUCGAGCACUACGGCGAGAUCACCAUCCGCAACACCAAGAGCAGCGCCUGCAUCUGCAAGCUCACUUUUGUCAAGGGGAACUACUGGAGCUCCAAUGUGAAUGAGGUGCAGGGCUUCGUGAUGGACCAGGAGGGGAAGGUGGUGCACCGGCUGUUUGGGAAGUGGCACGAGGGGCUCUACUGCGGCGUCCCGCCCUCUGCCAAGUGCAUCUGGAGGCCAGGCUCCAUGCCCAUGGACUACGAGCUGUAUUACGGCUUCACCCGCUUUGCCAUCGAGCUGAAUGAGCUGUGCCCCGUGAUGAAGGACAUGCUGCCGCCCACCGACGCCCGCUUCAGGCCCGAUCAGAGGUUCCUGGAGGAGGGUAACGUGGAGAUGGCGGCCGCCGAGAAGCAGCGCAUCGAGGACCUCCAGAGGACCCGGAGGAAGUGGAACGACGAGAACAACACCAAGUACCAGCCGCGCUUCUUCAAGAAAGUUGUGGAUCUCAGCCAGAGAGAGAGAUGGGUGUCCAACAAUACCUACUGGGAGCUUCGCAAAGAUCCCGGCUUCGUGAAGAUGGAGAACCCUCAACUGUGGUAGCACUUGGAUGGAUGCCUUCCUGCGCUCAACAUAUCAUCAUCGCCGACAAAAAGAAGCUUUACCUAUGCACAAUGAUGUUGAGAGCUGCGAUCUCUAUGUCAAGGCUACAUGCAUAAAACGUUGUGUCGGACUGCGGAACUGAGCGAUAACUAACCACAGCCACCAGCCGAAGGCCUGCAGCAUCCAGUCUUGUUCAACGCAGUCUCAGACUGUGCCCUCCCCACUAACUCGCAGAAAACAGGUUGGUCAGGGCAGUUCGUCUAAGGCCACCGUGUAGAUCUACCCCCUUGAGACCAUGUCAGGCUUUUGAGUAUUUCCUUGCCUUAAAAGAAAAACACACAAAAAACAUGAUUAAAACAAAGUUGGCUUACCACCACUACUGUCACACACUUUAAGCUUUUUGUGACCGCUCGGUUGAUUUGUUACAGCGCUAUAUGGGUUAGGCCAGUGUUUGAGCUUAGGUCUCAGUGAACUAUACCUACAAUAUAUCAUGCAUGUUUAGAAGGCAGCUUUUUCAUUGGCAUAUGCUAAAAUGACUUGUCACCUCAUUUGUAGAUUUAAAAAGUAGUGGUAUUUUUGUAAAAAACAACAAAAAAGAUGAAGAAAAGUGAACACAUUAAAAUAGGCAUCCAAUCAAUGUGUGAGCCUCACCCACAGGCAACAGAGCCUUGUCCGUGAACCUCUAUCAUAGCUGUACUCUCUCUUGGAACACACGCGGCUCUGGUUUGAUUGUUGAGAAUGUUCUGUGGAGUACACAAGUGGACACUAGUCAUGUGUGCACAUGCACCCAACAUUUGAUUUAUCCCAAUGACGCACCCAAAGAAUUAGAUUUUAUUGUAAAUGAUGUUGAGAGCUGAUCUCAAAGACAAUGUGCAGCUCUGUAGUUGCCAGCAGACUUCAGACCUUGUCCCUCUUUUGCCUCUAUGAACUCAGCAUUUGGACUUCCACACAACAUCCUCUGCUUCUACUCUGCUUUUUUCUGUUUUUACACUAUACAAUUUGACGUAUAUCCACCAGGAAAUACCAGAGCCGUAUAUACAGUACCUGUAUACUGUAUACGGCUCUGGGAUAUACAUACCACUGGGUCCCCCUGCUGGCUGUCAGUAGGUACUACAUAAAGAAACAGAAGGCAGUCAGAGAUUAGGGACUUAAACCACAUUCUGUAUUCCAGGCACACAGAGGUCAGAGGCUUGGCAGAUAACUGGCGUGAGGGAAUCAUACAGAUAUAGAAUAGAAUUUAUGAUUUUCAUAAGCCAAAGAAGAAAGAAUACUCAAACAGAAAUGUGAAUGUUAAAUGAAGAAGUUAUAUAUACCAGGAGAGUUUAUGGCCAUGAUACAAGGAUUUACCAAAACGACCAGUGUACAGGACAUUUGAUUUAAAGACCUUUCCAUCACCACUGCCUUGCAUUUUUUUAGAUACACAUUCCAUGCUUUUUUUACACACAAUAGUUUUGGAAACUACUAUCGUUUUUAACAUGCUUUAGUUUACUACGGAAUCAUUAUUUUCUGAUUCUUAAAUACAUGUAAAACAAAACUUAAAUACAACAAAUGCUCAAAUUGAUCAAGACAUCAACCAUACAUCUAAGCAAGCGACGUAUACAGUUUUUUUUUUUUUUUUUUUUAAUUGUUAUAGGCUUGUGUAAAUUAUAUUAAGGACCAUAAUCUUCUUGUGUUCUGUAGAAUGUUUUGUCCUUAGGUUACAGGAAAAUACAUCACGGAUAUUAGACAAGUAGCCUGAUGUGUUAAGUACUCAAUUCCAUACAAUAGCUUCACUCAACGCAGUGUGUUGUUCACUGUGUUAAGACAUGUUUCACUGCGUCAGCUCCACUUGCUGUGCCUUAACACAUCUACUGAACACCGUUUGACCACAGACUCUUAUGAUCCAAUAACUAGGAGAGUGUUUCCUCAACUAACACUACCGCUUCUACAUAGCUUACCGGCUCUCUCCUAAAGCAGUGUCUGUAACAAUGGGAUGAACAAAGCUGGACUUGUGCUCUCUACACCCCAAAUGGCUGAUUCUACUAAGUCACAUAAAUCUUCCCUGCAGAGCAACCACUCAUUGGCCUAAGGGUCAUUUUUCUUGAAAAUUGAAAGGGAAUUCCAGUCAUGCUGUCCAGUGUGCUUAUAUGUGUGCCACACGUGUACUUGAUCAAGGUGGUGAAGUAUAGAAAGACUUGUUACUAUGUAUAAUGGUGGACAGACAACGCAGUGUACAUCAGCUGCUGAUUCCGGCUCUUGAUGCGGUCAUUCAUUUUACAGAUGAGUAGUGAAAAGCAGUUAUCAAUACUGUGUUCACUGUGCAGAAGCAUCAGGGUGCAUUGUCAUAUUGUGGCAAUGGUUUUGACCAAGGAUGGUAACGACGUGGUUAUAUGCAUAUUUAUUGGGAGUUGAUUGUUGAUGUAACGAAGACUUCAUAUGAUGAUCAAAUGUUGUCCAGUUAAGAAUUUUAUAUUUUAAGACAUUUUGGCAUCAAAUAGUUUGCUGUAUCUGAAGUCAGAUAAAGUCCUGUUGCUGAUCUUGGUUAACUAAAGCUAAGCUAAGGGACUCAGUGUCUGAUUAGUCACAUUGUACUGUUCCUUAUAUCUGCAUGUGUAAAAGACAUAGCCUGCCAAUGAAUGUUGCAAAUGCCUUACAAAAAUAUUUUGUUUGUUUGAUUUUCUUGUUUGUGUUUUUCAAUUGGGAGUUUUUUUCACUUUGGAUUUCCCCCUUAAGCAGACAUGCACGAUUGCGUGCUGUGAUGGGCUGUCAUCUUUGUUACAUCAAUCCAUAUAAUGAUGGGUUCCCUCUGAAGAAGUGCAAUUGUAUAAGAACAUAUCUUUCCAUGAACACUGUACACUGCUGCUACAUAGUGCUUGUUCUAAUAUAAAAAAAAAACAACUAUAGAAAAAAAUCAUGCCUCCUGUUGUUGUAUUAGUGUGGGGGACAUCAAGUGUUGACUGCACAGGCACUCCAGUUAAACAAUUUCAAACAGCUGACAAGAUGACAAGAUACUUCCAGAUGGACAUGUGUUUGGUUCAUUUCUAUGGUGUCAGAAAUCUGAGUACUUGAUCAAGGAUCAAGCGUCUUCUGUUGACAUUUACAAACAUGUAUUAGCACAGUACAUAACCGGAUGUAAUUCAGGAAAAAAAUAAAUAAAAUCAUGUAUCUUCAA